AUGGGUGACGCUCAGCAGCUCACAAUCUGGCAAGACAAAGCCUCGUUGGCCAGAGCCCGGCGCGAUGCUGGGCUGGCCAAGGUCGAGCCCAAGUUGGAGGGCAUCCCGGACGUCCUGCCCCUGAGUUCACAAGAUCUGCCAAAGUUGGUGCUGACGGCGCGGGAACUCGAAAUCACCGAAAACUAUUCCGUCACAGAGUUGCUCAAGAUCCUCAAAGAAAAGAAGAUUACCGUCGAGGAGGUGACGCGGGCCUUUCUGCGCAGAGCGGCGCUGGCCCAAGCCGCUACAAAUUGCCUUACUGAGCUGUUGUGGGAUGAGGCCAUCGCUCGUGCAAAGCAACUCGAUUCCCUGCCGGUACCCAAGGGUGCCUUCUUUGGCCUCCCCAUUUCAACCAAGGAGCACCAUGGCAUGGUUGGCCAACACAUUAAGACCUCUGCCUCAUACGCUGCUUGGGUUGAGACAGAGCACGCCUCAAACCUGCUUUACGACAUUCUGUACAGCGAAGGGUGUGUCUUUUACGCCAGAACGACUCAGCCGCAAACUAUUAUGCACCUGGAGACCGAGAGCAAUGUCUAUGGACGGACGGUUAACCCAUACAACCGGAAUUUGACACCCGGCGGUAGCUCUGGUGGCGAAUCUGCCCUGAUUGGUAUUCGUGGCAGUAUCCUUGGCGUUGGUGGCGAUAUCGGAGGCAGUGUUCGGUGCCCAUCAGCUCAUGUUGGCAUCUAUGGCUUCAAGCCAACUGCCAAGCGCAUUUCCGUCUUCGGACAAAAGGCCAACAUGGCUGGCAAGGAGACAAUCCUCUCCACCCCAGGACCGAUGACAGUAGAGCGUGACGCGAUCGAGCUAUUCAUGAAGGUUGCCAUUGCUGCCGAGCCGUGGCGUAUUGAUCCUUCACUUACAGCCAAACCGUGGACGCCGUAUCAUUUCACGAAGCCGCUCAAAAUUGCCGUCCAAUGGUGGGAUGGUGUUGUCCAGCUGCAUCCUCCCAUGAGGCGCGCGUUACAGGAAGUUGCCGCCGCCUGCCGAAACGCUGGCCACAAGGUGGUUGACUGGACUUGCGAGUCGCUCGGCCACGAUGAGGCCUGGGACAUUAUUUCAGGGCUCUACUGGCCUGAUGGCGGCGAAGAGGUCAUGAACCUGAUGAACUCAACCGGGGAACCCGUCUUGCCGUUGACGAAAUUCAUCAUCGGAGAGCAGCCAAGCGUCAAGAAGAUGACCGUACCCGAACUUUGGGAUAUUUGCGCCCGACGAGAUGCCUACCGAGCAAGAUAUGCCAAGGCCUGGACAGCCACCGCGGUGAACGGCGAGGGAGAGGUAGAUGUCAUUCUGUGUGCUCCAUCCUUCGGUGCUGCGGCUCCCCACGAGCAGUCUCGGUACUGGGGCUACACUUCGCAAUGGAACCUCCUGGAUUACCCGGCCGUUGUCUUCCCCGUUACCACUGUCGAUCAGGUCAAGGACGUCAAGAACCCCAAUUACGUGCCGAAGAACGAGAAGGACAAGUUUGUGUAUGAGAUGUACAGCCCGGAGAAGUAUGUCAAUGCACCGGUGAGUCUGCAGAUUGUCGGAAGACGACAAUACGACGAAAAGGUCCUCGCAGCUCUGGUAGAGAUUGAGCGUGCUAUGGGAAGACCGUGA
Molecule: messenger RNA, 1638 nt
Organism: Trichoderma aggressivum f. europaeum
Lineage: Eukaryota; Fungi; Ascomycota; Sordariomycetes; Hypocreales; Hypocreaceae
Exons: 5
Coding region: 1-1638 (545 amino acids)
Source: RefSeq, a predicted model, not a curated record